CAGAGAGAGCAGCGGAGAAGAGGAGAGGAACCUCUGGCCCAACAGAUAACUCACAAGCUGCUCCGACAUGGAAGACUCCCUGGACUACACAUCGGAUCUCUCCUCCGAUCCCGAUUUGUGGAACAAUCAAAGCUUCUUGUUGAACAAGACGGCCGGCUCAGUUUACAUCACCGGCCUGUCGCCGGUGAUGAAUAAAAUCAUCAACAUACUUUUGAUAAUCAGCCUUUUCAUCACCAUGGUUUCACUGGGAUGCACCAUGGAGGUGUCCAAGAUCAAGCGCCACCUAAUGAAACCCAAAGGGCUGGCGAUAGCAGUGCUGGCACAGUAUGGUAUCAUGCCUCUAUUAGCAUUUUCGCUUGUUACGUUGUUCCAGCAGUCUGGAAUGAAGGCUGUGGUGGUUCUGAUAAUUGGCUGCUGUCCUGGAGGAACUCUCUCCAACAUCCUGGCCCUGGCUCUGCAGGGAGACAUGAACCUCAGCAUUUUGAUGACGUCCUGCUCCACGUUUCUGGCUUUCGGCAUAAUGCCCCUGCUGCUCUCCAUCUACUGUCGGGGCUUAAACGUGCAGAACGUCAUGCCCUUUGUCGAAAUCACCAUAUCGCUGGUCAUGAUCCUCGUGCCCUGCGGCGUCGGCAUCCUCAUCAACUACUACAGGCCGCAGUACGCCAGGUUCAUCACGAGGGCGGGCUUCACUUCCUUGUUCAUUGUUGUGUUGGGGAUCAUCAUCGUUUACAGCACUGGGAAGGGAGACGUCAUCCUGACCGUGCUGUCUGCUCCCCUCAUGGUCUGCAGCGCCAUCAUGCCCCUCAUCGGCUUCGGCUUCGGAUACCUCCUCUCCUGGCUCUUCAGACUCACCCCCUCGGAGAGGAGGACCGUUGCUAUAGAAACAGGCUGUCAGAACACCCAGCUGUGCGCCACCAUUCUGAAACUGGUCUUUCCCACGGACCUGAUGGGUCCUCUGUUCCUGUUCCCCAUGGUCUACGCCAUCUUCCAGCUCAUGGAGGGGGCGCUGCUCGUCGUGCUGUUCAGGGCUCACCAAAGAUUCACAAUCACAGCGAAAGACAAGUAUCAGGCAGCGAUCGGUGAAGACCGAGAGGCCUCCGACGAGAGCGUUUGACAGAGGAAUCUUCAUUUUAUGAAUAUCAUGUGGACAUUUUGACCAACGUGUCUCCA
This is a messenger RNA of Cyclopterus lumpus (lumpfish), 1170 nucleotides long. It is a transcript of the gene slc10a1, whose product is annotated as solute carrier family 10 member 1. The transcript has 8 exons. Lineage: Eukaryota; Metazoa; Chordata; Actinopteri; Perciformes; Cyclopteridae. The coding region runs from base 68 to 1114 and encodes 348 amino acids. Gene Ontology annotation, cellular component: membrane. The record is from RefSeq and is a predicted model, not a curated record. Gene Ontology annotation, biological process: bile acid and bile salt transport. Gene Ontology annotation, molecular function: bile acid:sodium symporter activity.